CCUCUGAGUUAUUGUACAAAGACGUGUUUAAGGCCACGGAUCCAAAAAUUAGGCUGAUGUUUAUUCAUUUGUCACAACAGGAAAAGAAAAGGCUGCAGUGCAACAGGAGCUGCAGGAACCAAGCUGUGUGUGUGGACACAUGCUGAUGCUGAGCCACUCAGGAGAUGGAGAGUCCAGCGUCCACUGUGAGGCGCCGCGCCUGGAUCAACAGCUGCCGUCAGCAGUUCACAGACCCCCUGCUCAGCAGCCUCCAGUCCACAACCAUCGCCGACGAUGACGUGUUCUGUGACGGUCAGGUCAAUUCACCAGGAUGUUCUACUGGAAAGAUUGAGAAGUGGCUUUUCUGUUGUAGGUCUGGGAGCUCAGAAAACGCUGGACACUUGAGUUUUGAUUCAGCACUUAAAGCUGAAAGUUUUAACGAUGAGCUAAACCUCGGUGCUGAUGCAGACACAGUGUAUGAUACACAUGAUACUGGUAAACUUGAGCUCCGUCUGCCCUCCAAAAACCCGGGCCACAGCCUGGGAUCAAGCUUUAAUUCUUCAUCAACCUGGAAUUCUACAACAAGUGUGGCUGAAGUCCUCCAGCUGUACUCAGAGAAGGCAGAAGAGACUCUGUAUGAGCUGGGGUUUGGCAGUGAGGAUCCACAGGUUACUGUUCGUAUCCCACCACGAUUCUUUACUUUCCCUUCUCAGGCCAAGGGCAUAAACUUCCGCCUGUUUUUGGAUGCACAGAUACAGAGAAUCCGCGAAGAGGAUCCAAGCCUCUCCCUUGCUAGUCGUUUCAGACAAGUCCAAGUGCUCACAACGAUGGCUAAUGUGUUCUACUCCCUGUACUCCCAUGUUUCCCGUACACCGGUCCAGAAACUCCCCACACCAGAAUUUAACUUUUCCACUCCCAUUGAGCGAAUGGAGCGCUUUAGAAGUAGCAUUCGCAGUGACCCACGGUCCCCAGUGGACAAGCUCAAAGACACUGUCUCCAAAAUGUGUCUCUACUCAGGCUCCAACCGAGAAUAUGAUUCACCUCUGCCGUCACCCAACAAACGUGUCAGCCUGCCUGACAUUGUGGACAUCGUUCUGGAGAAACCUGGGCACAUGAGAAAAACUGAGAUGGGGAAAAAUCGUGUAAAUGAGCAGCUAGAUGUUUGCAUGGCUGAUCAAGACAUGAACACGGUGCACAUACAACAGGAGAGACAGAAAACCAAUGGAGGACAUACAGCAGAAGAAAGAGCAAACCAAAACGGGACUGCAAAUAAUGAUCAUGUGAUCAGUGACCAAGCACAUAUCUGUCAAAGUGAAGACUUCACCUCAUUAUUAUCAGAGGCAGUGGACCCAGGGUCGACUGUUUGGGCUAAUCCAAAAUCACUGGUGAAAGAUGAACACAUAUGUCCACAGAUCGUGGAGCGUAUACACCAGGCUCCUUUUUAUCAUCAAUGUAGGGACUUUAAAAAAACAGAUUAAGCAUCAAAAGAGAUUUAAAUGUAGUGUAUGUUUCCUCACCCAGGAAGUUCCUCCUUCAGUGGCCAAUAUCACACACGGCUGUUACUGCAUCCCUAUAAAGUCUGAAAAU
This is a messenger RNA of Periophthalmus magnuspinnatus, 1566 nucleotides long. It is a transcript of the gene tespa1, whose product is annotated as thymocyte expressed, positive selection associated 1. The transcript has 9 exons. Lineage: Eukaryota; Metazoa; Chordata; Actinopteri; Gobiiformes; Gobiidae. The record is from RefSeq and is a predicted model, not a curated record. The coding region runs from base 165 to 1457 and encodes 430 amino acids. Gene Ontology annotation, molecular function: signaling receptor binding.